CUUUUGUGGACCAACUUUUUAUCGUUUUUUAUUCGUUUUAUUUAUUUAACCUAUCCAAGAAAAAGAGAAUUCUCGACAUCUUGGAGCUUAUUUCCAACGAGAAACGUACAUGAUGUAACUCCAAAUUAUCUUAAUUCCAUCGAAUAAUAGUUAACACGUGCGCUUUCAUCGAUUGAUUCACGUGAGCUGGGAUCGGCCUAAUGGAUUCCUACUUUAUGUGAUCCAUUUUGAAAGUCAUUUCCAUAUUUCCUCGUGAUAUUUUGGACCGGUCAGAUAAAUUAAAUUAAAUACAAAACUUUUUUAUGUUCUGCGGUCAUAAUUAAAGACCACCGUGGGUGAUACCGAUGCUUGGCAUUGUUGAGCUGAUCCUUAGCUCUUCCACUGAAUGGUAUUUCCAACAACGAAAAUCACUUUUGAUUCUCACUGUGCCCUAUCUAGUUCAUGAAAACGAGUAUGUGAAAGAUUACCGUUCUACUGCAAAAUAACUGGUUAAAUAGAUAAAUUCACGUAUGCUUCUCGAACGUUGCGCACUUUAUAUCAAGUACUUAUCAAAUUGCAAACCAAUUGAGUUUGGUGCACAAACUUUAUAAAACAAUCAGUUCAAGUGGGAGAAUCAUUUAGUAGCCGCGAAUACCUUAGGGAGAACACAGCCUGGAGCUAGUAAUGGCUGCUUCACAAAUCUGGUUAUUAUUUCUGUCCGCUGCACUGUUAGUGGCUUUUGUAAACAGUGCUAAUGAGUGUUACGAUAACCCACACUCCCGAGUGCGAAUGCGUGCACAUUCCGAAAGAUGUGAAAAUUAUGUAGUUUGUGUAGGAAGACUACAAAUAAUCCGUUCUUGCCCGGAAGGGUCCUGGUGGAGCGAUAGUGCUAAAAUGUGUACCAAAAACGAAGGAAUUCAUUGCAAGAAUAGCCCAACACUGCGACUUAUGUCAACAUAUGACGCUGUUGAGGCAUCGGUUUCCUGCAUACAGGAACAAGCUUCGUGUCCCGCCGAAUUUAAUCCCAGCAGUUUAAUAUUACGCCCCCAUGAAAAUUGUGCAAAGUAUUAUCUUUGCAUAUCAUUUUUACCAGUGACGUUGUCUUGCCCAGUGAAUCUGUAUUUCAAUCCAAAAACUUGCGAAUGUGACUAUCCGGAAAAAGUUGAGUGUUCUGACACUUCGACUACUGAAAAACCAACGACGAUCACUGAAGAUAUACCGUCGACUACUGAAGAACCAACGUCAACUACUGAAGAAUUAACGUCGACUUCUGAAGAACCGACGAGGACCACUGAAGGACCAACGUCCACCACUAAAGGGCCAACGUCGACCACUGAGGAACCAACGUCGACCACUGAAAACCCUACGUCGACAACUGAAGAACCAACGUCGACCACUGAGGAACCAACGUCGACUACUGAAGAACCAACGUCGACCACUGAAGAACCUACGUCAACAACUGAAGAACCAACGUCGACCACUGAAGAACAAACGUCGACUACUGAAGAACCUACGUCGACAACUGAAAAACCAGGGUCGACCACUGAGGAACCAACGUCGACCACUGUGGAACCAACAUCGACCACUGAAGAAAUAACGUCGACCACUGAAGAACCAACGUCGACCACCGAAGAACCAACAUCGACCACUGAAGAACCAACGUCAACCACUGAAGAAAUAACGUCGACAACUGAACAACCAACAUCAACCUUUGAAGAACCAACGUCGACCACUGAAGAACCAACGUCGACCACUGAAGAACCAACGUCGACCACUGAAGAACCAACAUCGACCACUAAAGAACCAACGUCAACCACUGAAGAACCAACAUCAACCACUGAAGAACCAACGUCAACCACUGCGGGACCAACGUCAACCACUGAAGAACCAACGUCGACCACUGAAGAACAAACGUCGACUACUGAAGAACCUACGUCGACAACUGAAAAACCAGGGUCGACCACUGAGGAACCAACGUCGACCACUGAAGUACCAACAUCGACCACUGAAGAAAUAACGUCGACCACUGAAGAACCAACAUCAACCACUGAAGAACCAACAUCAACCACUAAAGAACCAACGUCGACCACUGAAGAACCAACAUCGACCACUGAAGAAAUAACGUCGACUACUGAAGAACCUCCGUCGACCACUGAAGAACCAACAUCGACCACUGAAGAACCAACAUCAACCACUAAAGAACCAACGUCGACCACUGAAGAACCAACAUCAACCACUGAAGAACCAACGUCGACCACUGAAGAACCAACAUCAACCACUGAAGAACCAACGUCGACCACCGAAGAACCAACAUCGACCACUGAAGAACCAACGUCAACCACUGAAGAAAUAACGUCGACAACAGAAGAACCAACAUCAACCACUAAAGAACCAACGUCGACUACUGAAGAACAAACGUCGACCACUAAAGAACCAACGUCGACCACUGAAGAACCAACGUCGAUCACUGAACAACCAACAUCAACCUUUGAAGAACCAACGUCGACCACUGAAGAACCAACGUCGACCACUGAGGAACCAACGUCGACCAAUGAAAACCCUACGUCGACAACUGAAGAACCAACAUCGACCACUGAAGAAAUAACGUCGACCACUGAAGAACCAACGUCGACCACCGAAGAACCAACAUCGACCACUGAAGAACCAACAUCAAUCACUGAAGAAAUAACGUCGACAACUGAAGAAAUAACGUCGACUACUGAAGAACCUCCGUCGACCACUGAAGAACCAACAUCGACCACUGAAGAACCAACAUCAACCACUAAAGAACCAACGUCGACCACUGAAGAACCAACAUCAACCACUGAAGAACCAACGUCGACCACUGAAGAACCAACAUCAACCACUGAAGAACCAACGUCGACCACCGAAGAACCAACAUCGACCACUGAAGAACCAACGUCAACCACUGAAGAAAUAACGUCGACAACUGAAGAACCAACAUCAACCACUAAAGAACCAACGUCGACUACUGAAGAACAAACGUCGACCACUAAAGAACCAACGUCAACCACUGAAGAACCAACGUCGAUCACUGAACAACCAACAUCAACCUUUGAAGAACCAACGUCGACCACUGAAGAACCAACGUCGACCACUGAAGAACCAACGUCGAUCACUGAAGAACCAACAUCGACCACUAAAGAACCAACGUCAACCACUGAAGAACCAACAUCAACCACUGAAGAACCAACGUCAACCACUGCGGGACCAACGUCAACAACUGAAGAACCAACGUCGACCACUGAAGAACAAACGUCGACUACUGAAGAACCUACGUCGACAACUGAAAAACCAGGGUCGACCACUGAGGAACCAACGUCGACCACUGUGGAACCAACAUCGACCACUGAAGAAAUAACGUCGACCACUGAAGAACCAACGUCGACCACCGAAGAACCAACAUCGACCACUGAAGAACCAACAUCAAUCACUGAAGAAAUAACGUCGACAACUGAAGAAAUAACGUCGACUACUGAAGAACCUCCGUCGACCACUGAAGAACCAACAUCGACCACUGAAGAACCAACAUCAACCACUAAAGAACCAACGUCGACCACUGAAGAACCAACAUCAACCACUGAAGAACCAACGUCGACCACUGAAGAACCAACAUCAACCACUGAAGAACCAACGUCGACCACCGGAGAACCAACAUCGACCACUGAAGAACCAACGUCAACCACUGAAGAAAUAACGUCGACAACUGAAGAACCAACAUCAACCACUAAAGAACCAACGUCGACUACUGAAGAACAAACGUCGACCACUAAAGAACCAACGUCGACCACUGAAGAACCAACGUCGAUCACUGAACAACCAACAUCAACCUUUGAAGAACCAACGUCGACCACUGAAGAACCAACGUCGACCACUGAGGAACCAACGUCGACCACUGAAAACCCUACGUCGACAACUGAAGAACCAACGUCGACCACUGAGGAACCAACGUCGACUACUGAAGAACCAACGUCGACCACUGAAGAACCUACGUCAACAACUGAAGAACCAACGUCGACCACUGAAGAACAAACGUCGACUACUGAAGAACCUACGUCGACAACUGAAAAACCAGGGUCGACCACUGAGGAACCAACGUCGACCACUGAAGUACCAACAUCGACCACUGAAGAAAUAACGUCGACCACUGAAGAACCAACAUCAACCACUGAAGAACCAACAUCAACCACUAAAGAACCAACGUCGACCACUGAAGAACCAACAUCGACCACUGAAGAAAUAACGUCGACUACUGAAGAACCUCCGUCGACCACUGAAGAACCAACAUCGACCACUGAAGAACCAACAUCAACCACUAAAGAACCAACGUCGACCACUGAAGAACCAACAUCAACCACUGAAGAACCAACGUCGACCACUGAAGAACCAACAUCAACCACUGAAGAACCAACGUCGACCACCGAAGAACCAACAUCGACCACUGAAGAACCAACGUCAACCACUGAAGAAAUAACGUCGACAACUGAAGAACCAACAUCAACCACUAAAGAACCAACGUCGACCACUGAAGAACAAACGUCGACCACUAAAGAACCAACGUCGAUCACUGAACAACCAACAUCAACCUUUGAAGAACCAACGUCGACCACUGAAGAACCAACGUCGACCACUGAAGAACCAACGUCGACCACUGAAGAACCAACAUCGACCACUAAAGAACCAACGUCAACCACUGAAGAACCAACAUCAACCACUGAAGAACCAACGUCAACCACUGCGGGACCAACGUCAACCACUGAAGAACCAACGUCGACCACUGAAGAACCAACGUCGACCACUGAAGAACCAACGUCGACCACUGAAAAACCAACAUCGACCACUGAAGAACCAACGUCAACCACUAAAGAACCAACAUCGACCACUGAAGGACCAACGUCAACCACUGAAGAAAUAACGUCGACCACUGAAGAACCAACGUCGAGCACUGAAGAACCAACGUCGACCACUGAAGAACCAACGUCGACCACUGAAGAACCAACAUCAACUACUGAAGAACCAACAUCGACCACUGAAGAACCAACGUCAACCACUGAAAAAAUAACGUCGACCACUGAAGAACCGACGUCGACCACUGAAGAACCAACGUCGAUCACUAAAGAAUCAACAUCAACCACUAAAGAACCAACGUCGACCACUGAAAAACCUACGUCGACAACUGAAGAACCAACGUCGACCACUGUGGAACCAACAUCGACCACUGAAGAAAUAACGUCUACCACUGAAGAACCAACGUCGACCACUGAAGAACCAACGUCGACCACUGAAGAACCAACAUCGACCACUGAAGAACCAUCGUCAACCACUGAAGAAAUAACGUCGACUACUGAAGAACCAACAUCAACCACUAAAGAACCAACGUCGACCACUGAAGAACCAACAUCAACCACUAAAGAACCAACAUCGACCACUGAAGAAUCAACGUCAACCACUGAAGAACCGACGUCGACCACUGAAGAACCAACGUCGAUCACUAAAGAACCAACAUCGACCACUGAAGAACCAACGUCAACCACUGAAAAAAUAACGUCGACCACUGAAGAACCGACGUCGACCACUGAAGAACCAACGUCGAUCACUAAAGAAUCAACAUCAACCACUAAAGAACCAACGUCGACCACUGAAAAACCUACGUCGACAACUGAAGAACCAACGUCGACCACUGUGGAACCAACAUCGACCACUGAAGAAAUAACGUCUACCACUGAAGAACCAACGUCGACCACUGAAGAACCAACGUCGACCACUGAAGAACCAACAUCGACCACUGAAGAACCAUCGUCAACCACUGAAGAAAUAACGUCGACUACUGAAGAACCAACAUCAACCACUAAAGAACCAACGUCGACCACUGAAGAACCAACAUCAACCACUGAAGAACCAACAUCGACCACUGAAGAACCAACGUCGACCAUUGAAGUAAUAACGUCGACUACUGAAGAACCAACGUCGACCACUGAAGAACCAACGUCGACCACUGAAGAACCAACAUCAACCACUGAAGAACCAACGUCGACCACUGAAAAACCAACGUCGACCACUGAAGAACCAACAUCGACCACUGAAGAACCAACGUCGACCACUAAAGAACCAACGUCGACCACUGAAGAACCAACGUCGACCACUGCGGGACCAACGUCAACCACUGAAGAACCAACGUCGACCACUGAAGAACCAACAUCGACCACUGAAGAACCAACAUCGACCACUGAAGAACCAACGUCGACCACUAAAGAACCAACGUCGAUCACUGAAGAACCAACGUCGAUCACUGAAGAACCAACAUCGACCACUGAAGAACCAACAUCAACCACCGAAGAAAUAACGUCGACUACUGAAGAACCAACGUCGACCACUGAAGAACCAACGUCGACCACUAAAGAACCAACGUCGACCACUGAAGAACCAACGUCGACCACUGCGGGACCAACGUCAACCACUGAAGAACCAACGUCAACCACUGAAGAAAUAACGUCGACUACUGAAGAACCUCCGUCGACCACUGAAGAACCAACGUCGACCACUGAAGAACCAACAUCGACAACUGAAGAACCAACGUCGACCACUAAAGAACCAACGUCAACCACUGAAGAACCAACGUCGACCACUGAAGAACCAACGUCGACCACUGAAGAACCAACAUCGACCACUGAAGAACCAACGUCGACCACUAAAGAACCAACGUCGACCACUGAAGAACCAACGUCGAUCACUGAAGAACCAACAUCGACCACUGAAGAACCAACGUCAACCACCGAAGAAAUAACGUCGACUACUGAAGAACCUUCGUCGACCACUGAAGAACCAACAUCAACCACUGAAGAACCAACAUCGACCACUGAAGAACCAACGUCAACCACUGAAGAAGUAACUUCGACCACUGAAGAACCAACAUCAACUACUGAAGAACCAACAUCGACCACUGAAGAACCAACGUCAACCACUGAAGAAAUAAUGUCGACCACUGAAGAACCGACGUCGACCACUGAAGAACCAACGUCGAUCACUGAAGAAUCAACAUCAACCACUGAAGAACCAACGUCGACCACUGAAGAACCAACGUCGACCACUGCGGGACCAACGUCAACCACUGAAGAACCAACGUCGAUCACUGAAGAACCAACGUCGACCACUGAAGUACCAACAUCGACUACUGAAGAGCCAACGUCAACCACUGAAGAAAUAACGUCGACUACUGAAGAACCUUCGUCGACCACUAAAGAACCAACGUCGACCACUGAAGAACCAACGUCGAUCACUGAAGAACCAACAUCGACCACUGAAGAACCAACGUCAACCACCGAAGAAAUAACGUCGACUACUGAAGAACCUUCGUCGACCACUGAAGAACCAACAUCAACCACUGAAGAACCAACAUCGACCACUGAAGAACCAACGUCAACCACUGAAGAAGUAACUUCGACCACUGAAGAACCAACAUCAACUACUGAAAAACCAACAUCGACCACUGAAGAACCAACGUCAACCACUGAAGAAAUAACGUCGACUACUGAAGAACCUUCGUCGACCACUGGAGAACCAACAUCAACCACUGAAGAAAUUACGUCGACUAUUGAAGAACCAACGUCGACCACUGAAGGUCCAACAUCAACCACUGAAGAACCAACAUCGACCACUGAAGAACCAAUGUCAACCACUGAAGAACCAACGUCGACCACUGAAGAACCAACGUCGACCACUGAAGAACCAACGUCGACCACUGAAGAACCAACAUCAACCACUGAAGAACCAACGUCAACCACUGAAGAACCAACGUCAACCACUGAAGAAGUUACGUCGACCACUGCGGGACCAACCUCGACCACUGAAGAACCGACGUCGACCACUGAAAAACCAACGUCAACCACUGAAGAAAUAACGUCGACUACUGAAGAACCAACAUCAACCACUAAAGAACCAACGUCGACCACUGAAGAACCAACAUCAACCACUAAAGAACCAACAUCGACCACUGAAGAAUCAACGUCAACCACUGAAGAACCGACGUCGACCACUGAAGAACCAACGUCGUUCACUGAAGAACCAACAUCGACCACUGAAGAACCAACGUCGACCACUAAAGAACCAACGUCGACCACUGAAGAACCAACGUCGAUCACUGAAGAACCAACAUCGACCACUGAAGAACCAACGUCAACCACCGAAGAAAUAACGUCGACCACUGAAGAACCUUCGUCGACCACUGAAGAACCAAAAUCGACCACUGAAGAACCAACGUCAACCACUGAAGAAGUAACGUCGACCACUGAAGAACCAACGUCGACCACUGAAGAACCAACGUCGACCACUGAAGAACCAACAUCAACCACUGAAGAAUUAACAUCGAUUACUGAAGAACCAACGUCAACCACUGAAGAACCGACGUCGACCACUGAAGAUCCAACGUCGAUCACUGAAGAACCAACAUCGACCACUGAAGAACCAACGUCGACCACUGAAGAAAUAACGUCGACUACUGCAGAACCUUCGUCGACCACUGAAGAACCAACAUCAACCACUAAAGAACCAACAUCGACCACUGAAGAACCAACGUCAACCACUGAGGAAGUAACGUCGACCACUGAAGAACCAACAUCAACUACUGAAGAACCAACAUCGACCACUGAAGAACCAACGUCAACCACUGAAGAAAUAACGUCGACCACUGAAGAACCGACGUCGACCACUGAAGAACCAACGUCGAUCACUGAAGAAUCAACAUCAACCACUGAAGAACCAACGUCGACCACUGAAGAACCAACGUCGACCACUGAAGAACUAACAACGACCACUGAAGAACCAACAUCAACCACUGAAGAACCAACGUCGACCACUGAAGAACCAACGUCGACUACUGCGGGACCAACGUCAACCACUGAAGAACCAACGUCGACCACUGAAGAACCAACGUCAACCACUGAAGAAAUAACGUCGACUACUAAAGAACCUUCGUCGACCACUGAAGAACCAACAUCAACCACUGAAGAACCAACGUCGAUCAUUGAAGAAUCAACAUCAACCACUGAAGAACCAACGUCGACCACUGAAGAACCAACGUCGACCACUGCGGGACCAACGUCAACCAGUGAAGAACCAACGUCGACCACUGAAGAACCAACGUCAACCACUGAAGAAAUAACAUCGACUACUGAAGAACCUUCGUCGACCACUGAAAAACCAACAUCAACCACUGAAGAAAUUACGUCGACUACUGAAGAACCAACGUCGGCCACUGAAGAACCAACAUCAACCACUGAAGAACCAACAUCGGCCACUGAAGAACCAACGUCAACCACUGACGAAGUAACGUCGAUCACUGAAGAACCAACGUCAACCACUGAAGAACCAGUGUCAACCACUGAAGAACCGACGUCGACCACUGAAGAACCAACGUCGAUCACUGAAGAACCAACAUCGACCACUGAAGAACCAACGUCAACCACUGAAGAAAUAACGUCGACUACUGAAGAACCUUCGUCGACCACUGAAGAACCAACAUCAACCACUGAAGAACCAACAUCGACCACUGAAGAACCAACGUCAACCACUGAAGAAGUAACGUCGACCACUGAAGAACCAACGUCGACCACUGAAGAACCAACGUCGACCACUGAAGAACCAACAUCAACCACUGAAGAACCAACAUCGGCCACUGAAGAACCAACAUCGACCACUGAAGACCUAACGUCAACCACUGAAGAAGUAACGUCGACCACUGAAGAACCAACGUCGACCACUGAAGAACCAACGUCGACCACUGAAGAACCAACGUCGACCACUGAAGAACCAACAUCAACCACUGAAGAACCAACAUCGACCACUGAAGAACCAACGUCAACCACUGAAGAAGUAACAUCGACCACUGAAGAACCAACGUCGACCACUGAAGAACCAACGUCGAUCACUGAAGAACCAACGUCGACAACUGAAGAACCAACGUCGACCUCUGAGGAAAUAACGUCGACUACUGAAGAACCAACCAGUGAAAAACUACCUGUAGUCAGUGAAAUGAUGGUGGCAGUUGGCAAAGCAAUUGAGCUUGUCGAUUCUCUAAAACAGAUAUUUAUUGACUCUAUCUGGAAAAAAGAAUAGAAAAUAAAUAUAAUAUCAAUUUUUUUUUUGUUUCA
This is a messenger RNA of Wyeomyia smithii (pitcher-plant mosquito), 10145 nucleotides long. Its product is annotated as mucin-2-like. The transcript has 2 exons. Bases 664 to 10110 code for a protein of 3148 amino acids. The record is from RefSeq and is a predicted model, not a curated record. NCBI's taxonomy places the organism in Eukaryota, Metazoa, Arthropoda, Insecta, Diptera, Culicidae. Gene Ontology annotation, cellular component: extracellular region; membrane. Gene Ontology annotation, molecular function: chitin binding. Gene Ontology annotation, biological process: signal transduction.